GUUCCUCUGCUUGUCCUCUACACAGUGCAGUAGGGAAGUCUUGCCAGUAGGAAUACUGGGACAUAGGCUGACUUGCUGUUUUUUAUUUCUCUCAUUGAGUCAUGGUUCCUUCUGGGCUUCACGUUUGGAGAUGGAUACUGUUCGCCUGCUUUCACUGGCUUUGUGUCUGUCAAGAAACUCCUAGACCGGUUUACAUGGUAGCCAUUCCUGCAGUGAUCCAGGCAGGCUCAGAGGCCAAGCUUUGUGCCAGUCUUCUGCAGCCCAACGAGACCCUGGUCAUGACCAUAUCUCUGAUUGUUGAUGAGCAGAGCARAAUUCUUCUCCAAGAGAGUUCUGACCAAGAGUUUCACCGCUGCUUCCAGUUUCAGGCCCCUCAUGUGGAGAGUGAGGAAGUGCAAAACUUUAAGGUGGAGGUUCGAGGUGAAACGUUUCUAUCGACAGAGGAGAGAAAGGUCAUGAUCAAACCGUACAUCCCGAUGACAUUCAUCCAAACGGAUAAACCAAUCUACAACCCAGGACAAACAGUGCAGUUUAGAGUGAUAUCCUUGGAUACCAAUUUUAGCCCUGUCAAUCAGCUGUACAAUGUUGUGGAACUUGAGGAUAUUCAUCAGAACAGGAUUGGACAGUGGGUCAAUACAUCAUCUAGUGGCAACAUUCUGCAGCUUUCUCACCCGCUGAACUCUGAAGCACCUGUAGGAUCCUAUGCUAUUGUAGUGUGGAUUGGUGAUAACAAAAUACACCAUCACUUCAAGGUWAAAAAAUAUGUUUUGCCAAAGUUUGAGAUCAAAAUGAACCUCACCGAUGAGAUCAGCAUUGUUCAAGAGGAGUAUAAAGUAGAAGUGUGUGCAACAUACACGUAUGGACAGCCUGUACCUGGAAAAGCAGAGGUAGAGUUGUGCCGACUUUUAAGGAACGAUGUAUUGAUAUCAAUGAGAUUUGAUGUGAAAACUCAACAAGGAGUUCCUGAUUAUACAGCCCCCUGCCACAAAGAGUCAAUAGAGAUGGACCAAACUGGCUGUGCUUCUCAUGUCUUCAACAUGUCCAUUUUCACAAAGAAUGCCGRACAGAAAAUGCUCAUAGACAGGCUGAGUUUUAAUGCAAAAGUAGAGGAGGAGGGGACAGGUAKUACACGGUCAGAGGAAAAACACAUAGCGCUCUCCUAUGUGAUUGGAAAACUCACGUUUGUCGACACACCCAAAAUCUAUGAGCAUGGAUCAAUUAUCGAGGGCAAGAUAAACGUUGUUCACUUCAACAACACACCUAUCUCUGACAUGUUAGUCUACCUGUUGGAGAAGAAAGGCUGGUCCUCACAUCGUCUCCAGAACCUAACCACGGACAGUCAUGGUAUUGCCAGUUUCUCCCUCAACACAACCACUAUGCCCAAAGAGGAUAUUAACCUCAUAGUAAGCAACACACCAGAAGCGGAAGAAACUAGAUACAGGGUCCCCUAUUUCAACAGUGGGCAACACAUACUCUCACUGAUCCAGCCCACUGCCCCUCACAGUAAAACUUCCAGCUCUCUGGCUAUUCAGAAGAUAGAGAAACCACUGGCAUGUGAGGAAGUGUCAAUCACCAUCCAGUACGCUAUCGUAGGGGAGACCGUCCCAAAGGGCUCUGUGGAUGUCAUCUACCUGGCCUUAUCCAGAGGGGCGAUACUUCAGCAUGGACAUAUGAAGGUUACUGUACAGCAGGGGAGUCCUGGCCUACUUACAGGUGAAGUCACCUUGAAGUUGGCAGUGGUUCCAGAGAUGGCGCCGUUGGUACAGGUCCUGGUGUACAGUUUGCUACCCAGCGAGACUGUAAUCGCCCACAGCAUGAAUUUCCCCACUGAGAAAUGCUUCAGACACAAGGUGUUUGUGGAGUUCUCACCCUCACAAGCAGUCCCAGGGGAGAAGAAACCGCUGCAGCUCUCGGCCCAGCCCGGCUUCCCUCUUGGCCUCAGCACUGUGGACAAGAGGUGUUCACAAUCAUGGAGCCAGGGAAGAGCUGGAUCUGACAGGUAACAACUCACUGAAAUAUUUGAUUUGUUACCAGUCAAGGAGACAACAUACAUUCCCUACCAGCUUGAAGAUCCAGUGUCAUGUUUACGUGUAAGACCAAGGAGAUAUGUAAUACCAUACCCAGGACCAACUGACCAAAAAAAUGAACCUUUUCAAAACCUGGGACUGAAGCUGGCAACUAACCUGGUUAUAAGAGUACCUUCCUGCCUAAGUUACAAGGGGAACGAGUACCAUCGCUAUGUAGUAUCCUACAGACACUCCUCUCACCCUAUAGCCAUGGACAGCCUUUUAAGGGGUGAAGCUGGACUUCCUGGAAGAUACGGAGCCCCUCUGCCACCCAUACAGACAGUCCGUACGUUCUUCCCCGAGACAUGGAUAUGGGAUCUUGUGGAAGUUGGGGAAUCUGGAACACUAGACAUUCCCCUUACAGUCCCAGACACCAUUACCACCUGGGAGACAGAGGCAUUCUGCCUGGCCCCUGGCGGCUUCGGUCUGGCUCCUCCUGUGGAGAUCACUGUCUUCCAGCCUUUCUUCCUAGAGCUCACCCUGCCCUACUCCAUCAUCCGUGGAGAGCAUUUUGAGCUGAAGGCCACUGUGUUCAACUACCUGUCCAAGUGCAUCAUGGUUUCUGUGACUCCGGCUCCUUCCUUAGACUACACUCUCACACCCCUGAAUGAUGUCCAGUAUUCAUCAUGCUUGUGUGCCAAUGGACGAAAGACCUUCAGUUGGACAAUGGCACCCUCAGUCCUGGGGGAUUUGAAUGUGUCCGUUAGUGCAGAGGCUGUCCAGUCCCACACUGCAUGUGACAAUGAGAUUGUGAACGUACCAGAGAGAGGACGCAUCGACACAGUCACAAAGAGCCUGCUGGUGAAGGCRGAGGGAACAGAGAAGACCGACACCUACAACUGGUUGCUGUGUCCAACUGGAGAAGCUCUGACAGAGGAGGUGGAACUGCAACUCCCCAAGAAUGUGGUGGAUGGAUCUGAUCGAAUUUCUCUCUCAGUCCUGGGGGACAUCCUGGGUCGGGCCCUCAAGAACCUGGAUGGACUGCUGCAGAUGCCGUAUGGGUGUGGAGAGCAGAAUAUGGCCCUCCUYGCCCCCAAUAUCUACAUCCUGGAGUACCUGAGGAACACAAAGCAGCUCACGCCAGCCAUCCUAGACAAGGCUACCAAGUUCCUCACUAGUGGUUACCAAAGGCAGCUGAACUACAAGCAUUAUAAUGGUGCAUACAGCACAUUUGGACAAGGCUCGGGGAAUACUUGGCUGACUGCUUUUGUCUUGAGAUCCUUUGGCAAAGCACAGUCUUUCAUUUAUAUUGACCCGGCGAAAAUUAAAGAGUCCACGACAUGGUUGGAAAGUCAGCAAGGCAAACAUGGGUGUUUCGUCAGAUUGGGGAAACUCUUUAAUAACAGAAUGAAGGGUGGGGUGACAGAUGAAGUCACGCUGACGGCCUACAUCACUGCUUCAAUGCUGGAGCUCAAUAUGUCAGUGUCGGAUCCUGUUGUGUACGGCAGUUUGUCUUGCCUGAAGAACUCCACCAGUGAUUUGUCCAACACCUACACUACUGCUCUGCUGGCCUACACCUUUACCCUGGCAGGGGACAUGGAGACUCGGGCCCAACUUCUGCAGCACCUGGACACGGUCGCAUUACAAGAGGGGGGUCUCCUGCACUGGACUCAGACCUCCUCAGAGACUUCAGCCUCCCUGGCAGUGGAGAUCAGCUCCUACGUUCUGCUGGCUUCCCUCAGUGCCUCCCCUCUGUCUGCCACUGACCUGGGCUACGCCUCCCGCAUCGUCAGGUGGCUGGUGAGACAGCAGAACGCCUACGGAGGCUUCUCUUCCACACAGGACACAGUGGUGGCCCUCCAGGCCCUGGCUCUCUACUCCACCAGGGUGUUCAGUAGAGAGGGCACCAGCACAGUGACAGUACAGUCUCCCAGCGGGGGACAGCACCUCUUUGAAGUUAACAAAAACAACAAGCUUCUCUACCAGGAGAGUGCGCUGCAGGACACAGAAGGGAAGUACACGGUGGAAGUGAAGGGCAGUGCUUGUGCCUCAGUGCAGGUGGCGCUCCACUACAACAUCCCUACUCCUACUGACAGCACAACGCUCAGUAUCCAGGUGAAGACAGAGGUGGACUGCAACAGCAACUCUUUGAGGCCCAGAGUCACGCUGAAACUCCAGUCUCAAUAUCAUGGAAAGGAGCUGACCACCAAUAUGAUUAUAGUGGAUUUGAAAAUGCUGUCUGGGUUUGCUCCAGACCCAGAGUCUUUGGGGAGRCUGUCGGGUUCACUUCUAGUGGAUCGUGUCGAUACUAAAGAUGAUCAUGUGUUAAUGUACUUGAGAGAGUUACCAUCACUAUUGCCUUUCAACCACACCCUGGACAUCAUACAGGAGCUCCCAGUACAAAAUCUAAAGCCAGCGGUGGUCAAGAUCUACGACUACUACCAGCCGAGUGACCAGGCAGAGACAGAAUAUGUCUUCCCUUGCAAGUAGGGGUUACAAACUGCUGUCCUAUUUUAAAUCUAUAAUUAUUGGUGAUGUUGAAUUAUUAGUAAUUUUAUUUUGCUGGCCUGACCGUUAUACUAUAUGUAAWAUUCCUUUAUUAAUUUACCUAAAUGCUGGCUAUUUUGUUAUUAGAGAAUUCUUUACAUGGACCUAUUCAUUGUAUUUGCCGCUUUGAAGAUGUAAGAAGAAAAUUACAUUAACAGAGGUCACACAUGCAACCCUUGAGGCAUCUUUCAAGCUCUAAAGUAAAGGAUGUAAAUUACUGGAAUUAAAGUUUUUAAUU
Messenger RNA from Salvelinus sp. IW2-2015, 4791 nucleotides. NCBI's taxonomy places the organism in Eukaryota, Metazoa, Chordata, Actinopteri, Salmoniformes, Salmonidae. The record is from RefSeq and is a predicted model, not a curated record.